Nematostella vectensis (starlet sea anemone) is the source of this 1115-nucleotide messenger RNA. RefSeq names its product RWD domain-containing protein 2B. The coding region runs from base 182 to 1072 and encodes 296 amino acids. The transcript has a single exon. Gene Ontology annotation, molecular function: protein binding. NCBI's taxonomy places the organism in Eukaryota, Metazoa, Cnidaria, Anthozoa, Actiniaria, Edwardsiidae. The record is from RefSeq and is a predicted model, not a curated record.
UUGUAAAAAGAACGUUAUUGGAAAAUAGAUAAUCACAGAUAAACUAGAAAGGCGACUUCAUUUAGCUUCAGCAACUUCAAAAUCUGUGAAAUGUUUGUAUUCAUCCUUAUUAUCUUCUACUUUAUUUUGGUGUCCCUGUGUAGUCUUUUUCCGUGAAAAGACUAGGUACUAAAUAACCAACAUGGCGGAUGGCAGUGAGGAAAAUGAUAUCGGAGUUAUCACUGAGAACUUGGAGCUACAAGUAUCCGAGGUUGCAAUGCUACAGUCUAUGUUUCCUAAUGAGAAAGAAUUCAAGCUUGAGGACGAAGCCGCAUUUAUAGACGUGCAAGAUUUCCUUGUGGGGAAGCUAGAAGGACCAUUGCCUCCACGACUAGAAUUUUGCGUCUCUGUCGAAGUUUGCAACGAAAAAGAUUCUUGUUUUAAUAUUUAUGUCAGUCUUCCACACAGCUAUCCCAAGUCAUCCCCCGAGAUUUACAUCAGGUCAGAAAAGCUUACAAGAAAUGCACAAAAAGACUUAAAUCACGAUCUGUUUAAAGCUAUGGUAACAUUGGAAGAAGGCGAACUAUGGAUUUUACCUGUGAUACAAUGGCUAAAAGAACAUGCGGGUAGUUACCUUAAAGAGAGCUGUUUAAAGGCGACUGACCAUAACAAACAUGUUGACCAGGAAACAAAAGGCUCUUUUAUGCGGUUAUGGAUGUACAUGCAUCACAUUUACAACAAAACAAAGCGAAAGGUUAUUCUAGAAUGGUCAAGUGAUUAUAGUCUAACUGGGUUUUGUCUGCCAGGGAAACCAGGAGUUGUUUGUAUAGAAGGGGAAGAGGGAAAUGUUGAAGAGUACUAUGGGCGCUUGAGAAGGCUGAACUGGAAGAAGAUAACAUGUCGUCACCGAGAGACUUACAAUAAAUUACUGGACAUUGAUGGACAAAGAAAAUUUAUAGGAUUUCAUGAGCUGAGUUUUGAGGUUCAGGGUACAAGGGAAAAUCACAUGGACAUGGGCCAGUUUUAUCAGUAUCUAGAAGAACAUGGCUUUGGUUAUAUGUUCCAGAUUUUAUUCGGUAUUGAGGGGAAAUAAUGGUAGAAAUAGUUUAUUCUUUGAUUUCUUACAUUGAAGUGAG